GUGACCGGCCCGAAAAAGCGCAACGUCGACACUGUCGCUGUCCUCAACUGCCCCAAAGUCCUGGAGAUAAGGGAACUCCACCAGCACAGGGAAUUAAGCCGAAGGCUCAGAAACACGGUGGACAUGCGACUGAAGGAAUAUAUUGAGAGUUUGAUGGAGAAGGCACAGCGGUCGGCUGACGUGAUGCUCAAGGAGCCUCGGACGGAAGGGGAGCGAGCCCACGCUGGGAUUCUGCUUAGUCAGUCUGUUACAGAGGAAGACAAAGAAACCUGCAGCGUUACACAAAGGACCCCAGGGGACAUUGGCAGUCUGUACAGCAAGGCCGUGCAAGCUCCGAUCGAGAUGUCGGACAAUCUCAACGAUCCCGCGAUGAUGGGCCGUCUCAGCUGCACCAGCAUCAAGGAGUCAAAGUGGACAAACACAUUAGAACAAUACAGACAGGAGCUCUAUGAAGUGAAGGCUUGCAUCGACGCGCUGAGGAAGAAGAUUGUUGUGCCGUACUUUCACCCAGAAAAUAUCUCAUUACACCAGAAUCAUCAUCUCCGUGGAAGUCCAGAAAAUAGGAGGCCAAUCUUGAGCGACCCAACCUUCAGCGAGUCGGACGAUACGGAAGAAGCCUUCCAGAGGGACAUCCGACCAGAAGAGUCUCAUGACAUUGUAGCGCCACGGCCCUCGGACCCGAGACCUUCUUAUUCUGCCAGUUACGCAGCCGUGAGGAGCAGCAGGAUGCCUGGCAUCACGCCUCCAACUGCACCAGCGGCUCUUGGUUGUCGGCCGGACUCCUCCAGGCUUCGGAAGUCGGUCCAUGUGAAUGUAAUUGGCGAGCCCAGGCGGACGAACGUCAGACUUCCACCUUCAAUCACCAGCUCCAAACCCUUCAGUGUGCCCAAUCAUCACUUCCGCUCUGUGGAGGAGCCAGUGCGGCGCAGGUGUCGCACCAUUUCACUGGCUGACCCGAAUGUUAUAACCAGAGGCUUUGAGCUGCGCCCGUCCAGAGUCGACUUUGGCUGGCAAAGGGAUGGCACGUUCUCACUCGUCACGGUGGUCAUGAAGAACGUGGGUGUCGACACCUGCAGGUUCCACGUGAAACAGCCUCCGAUCUCGUCAGGUCUACGUGUCAAGUACCAGCCGGGACCUGUGCCGGCAGGUUUGCAUGUUGAGCUGAGUAUCGAGCUGUAUGCCAUGUGCGAGGCACACGAGGGCUACAUGGAUCCCGCCAAGUACAUCUCCCAGGAUAUUAUCAUCCCCACGGAGACCGACAUCCUCUAUUUGCCUGUCACGGCCACCAUCCUUCCUGAGAUCUUUUAUGACAUUUGGAUGAGAGAUCACCCCACUUCAUACAGCAGGAGACACUCCGGGGCCCCCAAACAGUCCUGCAGCCUCCCAGCAUGCCAGGGGCUCGGGCAGAACCUGCCCAGCUCUCGAGGGCCCGCGGCUGCUGCAAACACAGGCACAUGGCACCAUAAACGCACAGCGAGUCUGUGAAGAACACAUCAAUCCACCACAAAAGCUGAAUGGAAAGUCUGUUUCAACUAAAAACAGUGUUCAACUUCG
This is a messenger RNA of Hippocampus comes (tiger tail seahorse), 1554 nucleotides long. RefSeq names its product sperm-associated antigen 17-like. NCBI's taxonomy places the organism in Eukaryota, Metazoa, Chordata, Actinopteri, Syngnathiformes, Syngnathidae. The transcript is spliced from 16 exons. The record is from RefSeq and is a predicted model, not a curated record. The coding region runs from base 124 to 1485 and encodes 453 amino acids. Gene Ontology annotation, cellular component: axonemal central apparatus. Gene Ontology annotation, biological process: axonemal central apparatus assembly; epithelial cilium movement involved in extracellular fluid movement.